Molecule: messenger RNA, 2359 nt
Organism: Nicrophorus vespilloides
Lineage: Eukaryota; Metazoa; Arthropoda; Insecta; Coleoptera; Silphidae
Product: ethanolamine-phosphate cytidylyltransferase
Exons: 3
Coding region: 208-1308 (366 amino acids)
Biological process (GO): phosphatidylethanolamine biosynthetic process
Cellular component (GO): cytoplasm
Molecular function (GO): ethanolamine-phosphate cytidylyltransferase activity
Source: RefSeq, a predicted model, not a curated record
GGGGCUGUUAUUCCGUCAGAUCCUAGUGAAUCUAGAGACAUAAAAACAGUUCGACGCAGGUCUGCGUAGUGUCAGUUUGACGGGUGGCCUUCACUCUGAGAAAGGGUUAAACCCACUGAUUUGAAUUCUUAAGUUCGAUCAAGUAGAUUUUAAAUUUAUUUUUAAGAAGUAAAUUCGUUGUUUUUAAUCGUGCGAAUCAGCGACACAAUGAGUGCAACCAACGGGGAUAGCAGCAGCGGCACGGUCAGGGUUUGGUGCGAUGGAUGUUACGAUAUGGUUCAUUUCGGACAUGCAAACUCUCUGCGUCAGGCGAAGGCCCUCGGAGACAAGCUUAUCGUGGGCAUACACACGGACGAGGAGAUCACCAAGCACAAAGGACCACCCGUCUUCACGCAGGAGGAGAGGUACAAGAUGGUGCGCGGCAUCAAGUGGGUGGACGAGGUGGUCGAAGGGGCACCCUACGUGACGACGCUGGAGACGCUCGACAAACACGACUGCGACUUCUGUUGCCAUGGUGAUGAUAUCACGAUGACGGCCGACGGCGUCGACACAUACCAUCUGGUCAAAACUGCCGGCAGAUACAAGGAAGUGCAGAGGACGGCUGGUGUAUCUACGACAGACUUGGUUGGCAGGAUGCUGCUGCUGACGAGGCAGCACUUCAAGCAGGGACCGUUCGAGUACAAUGUUGCCAGAGAGCACUCUUCGACGAUGGGUCAGGAUUCGACGGCGAGAUCCCCGUGGACGGGAUGCUCUCAAUUCCUUCCGACCACCCAGAAGAUCAUCCAGUUCUCCGACGGCAAAUCCCCGCAGCCCGGCGACAAGGUGAUCUACGUGGCCGGCGCCUACGACCUCUUCCACGUCGGCCACUUAGACUUCUUGGAGAGGGCCAAAAAGUUCGGGGAUUACCUUAUCGUCGGCCUGCACACGGAUCCCGUCGUCAACAGGUACAAAGGCUCGAAUUAUCCCAUCAUGAAUCUGCACGAGCGCGUCCUCAGCGUGUUGGCGUGCAAGUACGUGAACGAGGUAGUCAUCGGCGCUCCCUACGCCGUCACCAAAGACCUGAUGGAGCAUUUCAACGUGGACCUGGUGAUCCACGGAACGACGGCCGUCAUGGAGGACGUGGACGGCAAAGAUCCGUUCGCCCUACCCAAGCAGCAGGACAAAUUCAAACUGGUCGAUUCCGAGAACGAUAUGACAACGGAGAAGAUCGUCGAUCGGAUCAUCAGCAAUCGCUUGGAGUACGAAGCCCGAAACCAGAAGAAGGAGAAGAAGGAGAUGGACUUGUUGAAGUGCCUCAACGGCAACUGAACUCUUUUGGUGGAAGGAGUGUGGAGAAGUAAAAUUCGGUGGAGAGAAGCAACAACAAUAACAGCAAAGAAAAAGUUAUAUAAGUGCCAUGCGUAAAUGUAUAAUUCCAAUUGUAGAGUGUGUCUAAGUGUGUAUGCGUGUAUGAUUUCAAUUGAUCGAGAAUCCAUCAACGUUUUCGAUCGAUUCCCGUGCAAAUACUACAUUAUUUUUUUUGGUACGAUCGAGUCUAUUCGUUUUUUUUUAUACUUAUAUAUAUAUUUUUAAUAUUUUAUUAUUAACAGAUUUAUUUAUAUUUGUAUACGUAUAAAUAUUUUAUCAAACUGAAGCAUUAUUACUACUCUCUAUUUAUAUUUAAGAAAAAAAACGAUAACAAUAUAUAUUUGUGAUGAGAAAAGAAUGUUUUUAUCCAAUAGAUUAUUCUUUUUUCGUGUAUAUGUAAAUAUGCGUAGGCUUGUCUUGAUUGCUAUUAAUUAAUUAAUUAUUCUCUCUCUCUCUCUCUUUCUCUGGUUUCUUAAAUGUGAUAAUUGUAACGACAAUUUAUAAAGCUUAUAUAUAUAUUCUGUUCUACUUCUAUACUUUCUGUACAUAAAAACAAAACUUUCAAUCAACUUCAAACUUAAUUCUUCUAAAAAUUUUAAUAAAAAUAAAACUGUGUACGUGUGUUAACUGAUAAAGCAAACCAAAUAUGAAUGUAUAUAGUCAUUAAAUUAGUUAAUCUAUAAAAAAAAUAUUGAUUUUUUUUUAUUAUUAUUUUAAAACAAUAGCUGUAUGGUUUAGUGCUCCUCAGUGUAUUGUUGUUUUAUUCCCACUUUUACUCUUUGGAAGAUGCUGACGUACAACCUUUUGUUGUUGUUGUAAAACGUGCGCGCAUUCGUCCUCUUGACAUCGCACCUUCUGUUUUGUGAAAACCAAUCAUAGCUAGUGAUACUUAAACAAAACUAAUUAUAUUAUUAUAUAUAUACAUAGAUUUUGUAUGUGGAAGAUGCCGGCAGUUGUUCGUCUAGCGAAAGAUCACGAAGGAAAUUAUAUAAUGGUUUACAAAAAUCACAAA